Molecule: messenger RNA, 1914 nt
Organism: Durio zibethinus
Lineage: Eukaryota; Viridiplantae; Streptophyta; Magnoliopsida; Malvales; Malvaceae
Source: RefSeq, a predicted model, not a curated record
AAAUUUUUCCAGGGUUCAACUUCCAUUGGUUUUCACCUUCAUCCUUGCUUUUUAAUUUUUCAUUCUUUGUUUUUGCUGUGUUUAAGACAUGGGAACGCAAACUCCUUCUGACAACGAUUAUGCCAGGGGCAACAGUUUUCAAGCUCGAAGUCUCUGCGGCUCUGCCUGUGAUAACUUUGAUUCUCCGUUUGAGGAGAAAUUAGCAAGGCAGAAAGCAAUUGAUGAUUGGUUGCCAAUUACCUCAUCAAGGAAUGCAAAAUGGUGGUAUUCAGCUUUCCACAAUGUCACUGCUAUGGUUGGAGCUGGUGUCCUCAGUCUCCCUUAUGCCAUGUCAGAGCUUGGAUGGGGUCCUGGUGUAGUUAUCCUAAUCCUAUCAUGGAUUAUUACCCUGUAUACCCUAUGGCAAAUGGUUGAGAUGCAUGAGAUGGUUCCAGGAAAACGUUUUGAUAGAUACCAUGAACUGGGUCAAUAUGCCUUUGGUGAAAAGCUUGGUCUCUACAUUGUGGUGCCACAGCAACUUAUUGUUGAAGUUGGUGUCUGCAUAGUUUACAUGGUUACCGGAGGACAAUCAUUGAAGAAGUUCCAUGACACUGUCUGCAGCAAAAACUGCAAAGAGAUAAAACAAACAUAUUUCAUUAUGAUUUUUGCCUCUGUUCACUUUGUGCUGUCUCACCUUCCCAACUUCAACUCCAUUGCUGGUGUCUCCUUGGCAGCUGCAGUCAUGUCCUUGAGUUACUCAACUAUUGCUUGGGGAGCUUCAUUAGCUAAGGGUGUUCAGCCAGAUGUACAAUAUGGCUACAAAGCUAAGACUGCAGCAGGAACAGUUUUCGACUUCUUCAAUGCCUUGGGGGAUGUCGCUUUUGCCUAUGCUGGGCACAAUGUGGUCUUGGAGAUCCAAGCUACAAUCCCAUCUACACCUGAGAAGCCAUCAAAGGGACCCAUGUGGAGAGGUGUUAUAAUUGCCUAUAUAGUUGUGGCCUUGUGCUAUUUCCCUGUUGCUUUAAUUGGGUACUGGAUGUUUGGGAAUGCUGUCCAGGACAACAUCCUCAUUUCAUUGGAGAAACCAAAAUGGCUUAUUGCAAUGGCUAACAUGUUUGUUGUUGUUCAUGUCAUUGGAAGCUACCAGAUCUAUGCAAUGCCAGUGUUUGAUAUGAUGGAAACUGCACUAGUAAAGAAAUUACAUUUUAGGCCCACUAGAAUACUUCGAUUCAUUGUUCGCAAUUUUUAUGUUGCGUUCACAAUGUUCGUUGGCAUUACCUUCCCUUUCUUCGGUGGUCUUCUUGGAUUUUUCGGAGGAUUUGCUUUUGCACCAACAACAUAUUUUCUCCCUUGCAUCAUGUGGCUUGCCAUCUACAAACCAAGAAAGUUCAGCUUAUCUUGGUGGACUAACUGGAUCUGCAUUGUAUUAGGCGUUUUCUUGAUGGUCCUAUCACCCAUUGGAGGGUUGAGGAAAAUCAUCCUUCAAGCCAAGACUUAUCAAUUUUACUCUUGAAAUUGUUGUCUUCCUGGGGUACCACAGUAAGCAUAGUUGGAACAAAUGAAGAACAUGAUAGUUAAGGCGGUCCGAUGGGGGCUCAAUGCCAUUGUCAAUAAUCAAUGUUGACAGCCUUUAUCAUUGGAUAAUUGAAGCUGCAAUCUACUGGUUUCUAUAGUACUGAUUCAUUGUUUCUGUGAACAAGGGAACUUCAGCUGUUGACACCAGAUCACAAGAGCAAUAUUGGCCAUCAGUCCAUCACUGUUUCUUCAUUUAUUAUUAGUGUUAAUGCAUGCAUAUAACAUACAACCUUUUCUGUUUGUUUUGAUGUUGGUGAAAAAGAACUACAGUUGUGAAAUGGUUGCCAUUUAAUGUGUAUUUGCUUGCCACUACAGUCAUAUAAUUCUUAUCGGAUCUUGCCAAAGGCUUUAAAUAAUUAA